This is a messenger RNA of Papilio xuthus (Asian swallowtail), 6353 nucleotides long. It is a transcript of the gene Gug, whose product is annotated as arginine-glutamic acid dipeptide repeats grunge. Gene Ontology annotation, cellular component: nucleus. The transcript has a single exon. NCBI's taxonomy places the organism in Eukaryota, Metazoa, Arthropoda, Insecta, Lepidoptera, Papilionidae. Gene Ontology annotation, molecular function: transcription corepressor activity. The coding region runs from base 387 to 5870 and encodes 1827 amino acids. The record is from RefSeq and is a predicted model, not a curated record.
AUGGCACGAGCCAAAGAAAGGUGAAGCUAAACAAAAGGGUAGCAUGUAGAUAGCGUUUAUUAAAUUAUAAAUAAAUAAAAUAUACUUAAAAACCGACUUAUUAGACGUACUUAUGUAUUAUAUAUCAGUGAAUUUUAAAUAUGUGAUAUGUGUGAAUGCUACAAGUUAUUAGAAUGAACCACAAUGCAUCGUGUAAUGGUGGCCAUUAGGAGUAAUAAUUAUGUAUAUUGGCAUACUUACUUCUUUACGGACCAUAAAAACACAUCUAAAACGAGACUGUAACACGUUCGUUCAAAAUUGAUACUUGACAUAAUGUAAGCGAUCAAAUUGUUUGUGAUAUGUGAAUGGAAAAAUAUUGGCCAGUGUAAAUAGCCCAUUUCAUUACCAUGGCCCAAAAUCAGGGGGAGGUUCAAGUGGGCACACCGAAUCAACCCGUCAAAGACAAAGAUAUUUAUGCUUGUUUGCCCGAUAUUAGAGUGAACGGUCCGUUAGGACCUGACGAGCCGUGUCCAGGUGGUGAAGAAUUACGUUGGUUGCCAGCGCAAGCGACAGAUCGAGAUCUUGUUAUGUACUUACGAGCUGCACGAUCAAUGGCUGCAUUUGCUGGGAUGUGUGAUGGUGGUUCUCCUGACGAUGGCUGUGUAGCUGCUAGUCGUGAUGACACCACUAUUAAUGCACUGGAUGUCUUGCAUGAUUCAGGAUAUGAUCCAGGUAGAGCUCUUCAAGCCUUAGUCAAGUGCCCUGUCCCAAAAGGUAUAGAGAAAAAGUGGACAGAGGAAGAGACAAAAAGAUUUGUCAAAGGCAUCCGCCAGUUUGGUAAGAAUUUUUUUAAGAUUAAAAAAGACUUACUUCCCCAUAAAGAUACUGCGGAGUUGGUUGAAUUUUAUUAUCUCUGGAAAAAGACACCUGGUGCUAGUAGUAACAGACCUCACAGAAGACGUAGGCAAGCAUCACUUAGACGAGUUCGUAAUACAAGGAAUUCUAGAGCAGGAACACCUAAAGAACAAACACCAGAAAUAACACCUUCUAUACCUGAUACUAAUGGCUCAAGACCUUCCCCUAACCCUAAGGAAACAGGGGAAAUGAGUUCUGUAACUGAAGAUGAAAAUUCUGAAGAAGACAGUGAUUCAAGAGAAGCAGGUGAUUUAGCUAAAGUUGACAAUGGUAGAACUGGUGAUAACCCUGAUGAUUCACCAAGUAGAAUGCGCACAAGAAACAAAUCUAAAGAACAAACAACACCUAAUGGAAGGAAAGGUCAAGAUGAAAGUGAUACAGAUUCAAAGUCUAAGAAACCUAACAAACCUAAUGCACAAAGUACAAAUAACAAUAUAACAGAGAAAGUUUUAUCAUCACCAGUUAGCAAAGAUAAAGAUAACAAGAAGAAAGUGACAAAUGGAAAAGUUGAUGUAUCUAAGGUUAAGAAAAGAUUGCCAGAUGACACUAAACCAGAAAUUUUGGAUGGUGAUGUACAAAUGAAAAAGAAGAAGGCUAGUGAUCCUCCUGAAAGUCCAUCAGAAAGUCUGACAAAUGAUAGUUUUUCUGCUAUGGAUGAAUCUGAAACUGUAGAACCAGAACCUGAAGCCUGUGACUUUAGCUUCAGUAAAACUGAGAAAGAAAAUACUGAACAAAAUAAAGAAACAGAAGGAGAGAAAGUAACAGAACCCAGUAAACCAGAUUUGAGCAAUGAGCUUCCAAAUAGAGUUGAAAAAGAACCUUUGCCUCCGGUAUUUAAAGUUGUACCUGAAAAGGAUGAAAGAAAUGUAUUAGACUUAAAAACUGAAUCUAGUUGCACUAAGAAUAUAGAAAAUGUUGAACCCCGACCACUUACAAUAUUUCCCAAAACUGAGCUUAUUAUUCCUAAAGUUACUCCAAUGUCCACAGAAGUUUUGGAAAAAAUAAAGAUCAAAGAGGAAAUAGAUACUGAUGAAACACUUAAUUUACAAAAAGAUGAUUUUCAGAAGGACCCAUUGUCACACAGUUUUACUGGUCAUCCAAUAAAUCAACAGAACAAGCCUUUGAACUUAGAAAAUACCAAUUUCUUUGUCAAAGAUAGUCAUAUUUAUAAUCCUAAACUCAGUCACAGUAUCAAGAUUGAAGGAGUACCAAACAAUAUAUUCAAUCCUGUAAAUAUAUCAAAAGAAAACUCAAUAAUCCGAAAUGCAAAGGACUUUGUUGGUGGAAUGCCACCAUUUUCAUAUCCUCCUAAUAUUAAUUAUUCCAGUGAACUUAAUAAACAACAUUCACUUAUGAAUCCAUUGAAGACAGUAAUUAAGUUGGAACCAAGAGAUGAGACAAAUGAAAUAAAAAGUCAAAAUACACCAGAAAUCUUCACUGCUACUAUAUCAACUGGAAACAAAAUGGACUCACCAAGCACACCAAGGCUAGAAAACUUACAGAGAAUAAGUCCGUCCCCUACAAAUGCCAGGGGUGCACCUUCUCCAGCUCACAUUGAACACUCAUCUACAACUAGUAAUGAACCUGUGUCACCCGCACAUUCACAAGAUAUUAAAUCACAUGAAACAGAAAUUGAAGAGAAACAACCUACAGAUUUAAAAACACAGCCAAUACAGACAAAACAAGAUAUUCAAAAUACAGGCUUAAGACCACCAAUGUUCCCAACACCAGUAAGGCCUGAAAACCUUGGCAUUAGAUCAACUGAAGCAAAUACCCCUGUGUCCAUACAGAGUAUGCUGCCUCCACCCCACAGCCAGCCAUCUAUCACCAGUUUAAUGCCCCCAGGGCCAUUAAUAUCCGUAGGUAGUGGUUCAAAUGUUGGACCAUAUGGAUUCAUGCCUUCACCUUUGUAUGGUCAUCCUGGACAUCCCGGGUUAGAUAAACCAAACUCCAUACCACAAAUGUUGCAACAAGUACCUCAAAGUCAUAAUCUCCAAGGUAAUUUGAUGCCUCCAUCAUCUAACCAAAAUGAUUCAUCAAUGCCUCAAGAUUUAAAAAUAAAACAAGAGAUACCAGACAUGCCAGCAAACCUAUCGACUCAAAAUGUGUCAGAUCCACUACAGUCAUUAAAAGAAGUAAAAGUACCAGGAUAUCCAAUAGGUAGUGCUAUAGCACAACAUUUGAGUUCUGAAAGAGAUAGAGAAUCAAUAUCAAGUGUUGAAAACAAUAGUAGACCUCCAAGUCAACCUACAAAUGAAAAUUCAAAUAUGUCCAGUGCAUUCUUGGGACCAAGGAUAGAGAGCAUUAAAAAAGAACCGGACUUUAUGCAUCAACCUCAUAUUACUCCAGUAUCCUCCAAUCAAGUGAAUGUGUCCGAGUCUAUGAACACAAUACCUCCAGUGAAAAGUCCACAUACCCCAACGCCAAUAAAAAGUCAACCCUCUCACAGUGUUGGUAGUCAUGGGCCACAUCCAUCUGCAACAACAUCACCAUUUUCGAGGCAUUUAACAAGUCCAUCACAGCCCAGACAAAUUUCUGCAUCCCCAGUUCAACCAAACAUACCUGUAUCUCAUUCUGCACUAAAUUUGAUGAAUCCCUCCCCAUUGUCAAUACCGUCUACUAUACCCGGUCCAGUAAUGCAUUCUGGGCAACAACAUGGACCACAUCCAUCUCAUCCAUUUGCUUCUCCGCUACAUCAUCCCCAUCAUCCUUUAUUACAUCCAUCUUCAAUCUUUCAAUUGUCAGCCGCAGCUGCUGCGCAUGCUAUGCAUCCUUAUUAUACUCAUGCCCAUCCUGGCUAUUCUAUGCCUUACCCAUAUCCAUAUGGACCACUACCUCAACCCCAUCCAAUACCACCAAUGCAUCCCGCUUCAAGUACGCCAGGCAGGCAUGACCAAGGAAAGCAAUCUACAAUUGAAUCGACAACAAUGCUCAGUGCUCACCAUAGCACAAGUUCAUCCGUUACAACAAGGUCACUAAGAGAAAUUUCUGAGAGUGCAGAAGACCCUAGAAAUCCGAAUGCGACAACAGAAAGGCAUCAAUUGCACGAAACUACAAUGACGCACCACCAUUCGACUAGUCAUCAUAGCGCAGUACAUACGAGUACGGAGAAACAGCCAAAUCACGUUGGAGGUGGCACAAACCAUACAUUGUCUAUUUCUCACUCAACAUCAAGUAGUUCGUCUCAAUCUAUUCAACAUAAAAUAAAUACGCAACAAAAAACUAGUUCCCAUUCUAGUUCUCCGCAUCACUUAUCAGCUAGCGUAUCUCAAACUACCAGCACUUCAGCCAGUGUUAAUGUAUCUAAUAAUCAUACCCAUCAUCACUCACACCAUCUUGCCCAUCACCCAGAAAGAUUAUCACCGGCAGAUUCAAUGCUCCUGCGCCAUCAUCCAAAAAUGUUACCUGGUAAUCCAAAUCACCUUAUGAUUCAACCUCCAUCAAUGGGUCAUCCGAUGGCGUUGGGAUUACCGCCGGGACCGGGUCCGAGUUCAAUAGAGAGUUUACGUUUGCACGCCCAAGCUGCAGCUGGCUUACAAGCUUCACAUGCAAGAUCCGGUUCACCGCAUCAAAUGCCUCACAGUCAUCCUCAUUUGCGCGGUCCUCAGAGACCUAUGCCUGAUGAAAAUGUUGAAUUGAAACUUGAGACACAGUCGCAGCCCGAAGAGGAAGAAAUUCCAAGCCCGGCGCACAUUCCUCAUGGACCAAGUCCCGAACCAAAAAUCGAAGAUACAGAAUGCCACAGAUCACAGUCAGCAAUAUUCUUAAGACAUUGGAACAGAGGCGAUUAUAAUUCGUGUACAAGAACAGACCUUAUAUUCAAGCCUGUACCAGAAUCAAAACUAGCACGAAAACGAGAAGAAAGAUUGCGAAAGCAAGCCGAACGAGAUAGAGAGGAAAGAGAGAAGAUUGCCCAACAAGCACAUAGGAAAAUAGCCACUCCUGAAAAACCAGAAACAAAACCGCCGUCAAGAGGUGCUAUUGAAACUAUAACGUCUCCCUAUGAUAGGUAUCCCAGACCGCCAGGGUACCCUGACACCCCUGCUCUUCGACAAUUAUCGGAAUAUGCUCGACCACAUGCUGGGUUUAGUCCCGGCAAUUUACCACGACAUUGUAUGGACCCAAUGCUACAAUAUCAGCUCAGUUCAAUGUAUGGCGCCGCCGGUGCUAGGGAACGCCUAGAAUUGGAACACCUAGAAAGGGAGAAACGAGAUAGAGAAAUUAGAGAACUGCGGGAGCGCGAGCUAAACGACAGGUUAAAAGAGGAACUUCUUAAAAAUAAUGUUGGUCCCCGAGGUCUCGAUCCGCACUGGUUGGAAAUGCACAGAAGAUAUGGUAUGCCUCCACCUCCUCCCCAAGGUGCGAUACCCGUACAAUUCGGGCUUUAUCCCCCUGGACACGGACCGGCGUCGCUCUCUCAUCUAGAGCGGGAGCGGCUAGAACGUCUGGGCAUCCCGCCAGGCGGAGCCGGCGGCCCGCCGCCCUCUGUGCCCGUGACGGGUGCGCCACCGCAUCACCCGCACCAUCCGCACCCCGGCGUCGCAGCCGCGCAACUGGAGGCGGCGGAGAGGCUAGCCCUGGCCGCGGAUCCAAUGGUGCGACUGCAAAUGGCUGGAAUCAACCCUGAAUACCACGCGCACACACAUGCGCACACACACGCGCACUCACAUACUCACCUCCAUCUCCAUCCUGGCCAACAGGCGGCUGCACAGGCACAGCAGGAUGCUCUGAGCCUGGGGCUGGGUGCGGGGGCGCCGUACCGCCCGCUGCCCCACCCGGACCUGCUGGGGCGGCCGUACGCGGAGCAGCUGGCGCAGCAGGCGGCGGCGCACGAGCAGCUACAGCGGCAGCUGUUGCUGGAGCGCGAGCGGGGCUUCCUGCAUCCCGCGCACCACGAGGACUUCUUGCGGCAGCAGCGCGAGCGUGAGCUCAAGGUGCGCGCGCUAGAGGAGGCGGCGCGCGCUUCGCGCCCAUAGUGCGCCGCCCCGCGCCCCGACCCGCACGCCUCCGACGACAUUGUGCUAGUGGAGUGACGGUAAGGACACGCGUCAAGUGACAGUGAUCAAAAUCAGUUACAGAAGCAUUUGUAAUAUAUCUGAAAGUGUUCACGAUCUAGUGUUACGGACAUCGAUAAUAGAACAGAGGUUUUUUUUUGUGUGUGACCACUACCUGUAAUUUAUAUUUAUAACUUAUUUAAGUUUUAUAAUAUUUUUAUAGCUGCAUGGUAUGUAGUAUGCUUAUUUUCCAUGCUCAAAUUUUAUUUCUUAACUCCUAGUCAUAAUAAAAGAUUAUUUGUGUGUAGUGAAAAAAAUCAGUCACACAGUUUACAUCAAUAAUUUAGUCUAAAUUAUUGUUUGUAUUUACAUAUAUCAGAAUAAGGGUGCUGGUAUUUUUUAUGUUUCAUAUUUCAACAAUUUAGUUAAUAUCUACUUGCAUUGAUUCAUGACAUUUAUUAGUAU